This is a messenger RNA of Xenopus laevis (African clawed frog), 1939 nucleotides long. RefSeq names its product Yip1 domain family member 3 L homeolog (gene yipf3.L). Gene Ontology annotation, cellular component: plasma membrane; cytoplasm; Golgi apparatus. Bases 220 to 1113 code for a protein of 297 amino acids. The transcript is spliced from 8 exons. Lineage: Eukaryota; Metazoa; Chordata; Amphibia; Anura; Pipidae. The record is from RefSeq and is a predicted model, not a curated record.
UCACCACGUCUUCGUUUAGUGUUUACUUCCUGGAGGCAGCAGUGGAGGGGGUAGAGGCAGAAAUUUUGGAUCAGUCGGGUUAAUAGGCGUUUUGUGGCUGGCUGCCAGUGCGUCCUGGGGUGAACUACUCUCGUCCUGGUGUAGUGAAGGCGGGGCAGUUGCCAGAGACAUUAAGAUUAAGUGGCAAGCAGUGAGGGAGGGGCAGGAUUUGGGGGCAGGAUGGCCAACUCAUCUGGGUCAAGUAGAAACCUGACAGCUGCUGAUUGGGGCGGAUUUGAUGACAACAUGCAGUCUGGUGGGGGGGCUGCAGUAAUUGACAUGGAGAACAUGGAUGACACAUCUGGUUCAAGCUUUGAAGACAUGGGGGAAAUACACCAGCAUAUGAAGGAGGAGGAAGAGGAAGUGGAAGGUGAAGGAGUGCCAGAGGAUGGGGAGGAGGAUGGGGCCUUCCUUGGCAUGAAAGGCGUCCAGGGGCAGUUGGGGCGACAAGUGGCUGAUGAGAUGUGGCAGGCUGGCAAGAGACAGGCCUCAAAAGCCUUCAACCUUUAUGCCAAUAUAGACAUCCUGCGGCCAUACUUCGAUGUGGAGCCCAUACAGGUCCGACACCGGCUGCUGGAAUCCAUGAUCCCAGUGAAAAUGAUCAGCUUCCCCCAGAAAAUUGCUGGAGAGCUGUACGGACCCCUCAUGCUGGUGUUCACCAUGGUGGCCAUUCUCUUGCACGGGAUGAAAUCAUCAGGAACUAUUAUUGGAUAUGGGCUGUUUGGACACUGCAUCGUGCUCUUCAUCACCUAUAACAUCCACUUCCACUCACUCUUCUACAUAUUCUGGCUGUGCAUCGGAGGGCUGUCCACUCUACGCAUGGUGGCAGUACUGCUGUCUCGCACUGUAGGACACACUCAAAGGCUGAUCGUGUGCGGUACUAUGGCCGCCCUACAUAUGCUUUUCCUGCUGUACCUGCACUUUGCUUAUCACAAAGUAGUGGAAGGUAUUUUGGAUACAUUGGAUGGACAGAAUGUUCCACUACCUAUUCAGAGAGUUGCUCGGGAUUUGCCUGUGGGGCCCAAUACUGUGCUGAAUGCCACCGUACAGGUUCUGUUGGCCCACUCCCGCUGACCCUGAACACAAAGACAACCGUACUACAAAUGACUGUCAUUCUCUUAACCCUCCAGUGGGGCAAAUACUGUCUUUUUGCCCCUUUCUGGCUGAAUCUCCACAGCUAAGAGGAAGAGCUGCUGUAAAUAUGGGGAACCCCCUUGUGCUGUCCUUUAACCCUUUAUUGACAAGGGGACAUUAAACCAUUUCUGAUAGUAAAGAGUCAAGUUUUUCCUUCUGUUUUAGUGUUUAUGUAUUGUUUUGAUCCUGCGACAAUUGUUCCACCAUCUUAAACAUUUCUGUACCAGAGAGUAGUGUGGGAUCUGAUCAAAACUGGAACUGUUAGACUUUGGGAUACCGGCUACUGAACAAAGGGCGCUGCAUGGAAUGGAGGCAGACCCACUGAGGACAUUACAUGGACUGUGUUUAUGCCCCAUUGCCCCCUUCCUCUCUCCCCCCACAAACACAAGGGGUCCUACACCUGUUAACUGGAGCCCCAGCUACUUGCCACCCAGCUCUAUAACCAGGUAUUAGACUUCCACCUAGAGCUGCCCUGAGCCAGUGUCACAGCUCUCUGUUCUCUGAGAGAUCUGCACUCUCCUAACAGCCCUCUGUGCACCUGUUACUCCAGUGUGGAACCCCUCAGCCCAGGACUCUGUUCUGAUGUAUGCAGGUAGCCCCCCGCUGCUGUCACAAGGGCCCCAGAAUCCUCUACUUCUCUUCUGUAAUAAGCUUGUUACUUGAGUGACAUGCUCGUUAUCAUUCUGUUUUAACUCUGUGUCUCUGUAGUAAAGGGGGCACAAUUAUUAAAAUGAAAAGGGUUUAUUGGUACCCAAAAGCCUUGAAA